AUGAAAACAAAAAAGUACAUCGGCAAAUGUCAUAAUAACAAAAUAACCUAAAAAUGUUUUUAGUAAAAAACUCAAAAAAUAUUCAAUUUAUUUAUAGAAAACCGCUUAUAAAUUGUUCUUGUGGGAGUUCUAGACGCUUGAAAAGCUCGGCUGAGCCUAAAAUCAAGACCUAUUCACACACUAUUUUAUCACCCAAAACAAAUUUUCCUGCCCGGUCUAAUGUCACUAAAAAGGAUGAAAUUCAAAAGGCAGCUCAGUUUUCAGAACUUUAUAACUGGCAGAGAGAACAUCUCACCGGCCCGGAGUAUGUGUUGCACGAUGGGCCACCUUACGCCAAUGGAGACUUGCAUAUGGGACAUGCGGUCAAUAAGAUAAUCAAAGACAUAAAUAACCGCAGCCAAGUUCUCCAAGGCAAUAAGGUCCACUAUGUUCCAGGGUGGGACUGCCACGGACUACCCAUAGAGUUGAAGGCUUUACAAAAAGCCAAAAAGAAGACCAAAGACGCACCAACAGACCCUGUUAACAUCAGAAGGAUUGCUAGAGAAUUUGCUUUGGAGACGGUUGAGAAACAAAAGACAGCUUUUGAAAGCUGGGGUGUUAUGGCCGAUUGGAAUAAACAGUAUUAUUUGACGUUGAACAAUGGAUAUGUAAAGAAUCAAUUGCAACAGUUCUACAAAAUGUACAAAGACGGAUUCAUUUUCAGGACGUUGAAACCUGUUUAUUGGUCACCGUCCUCUAGAACAGCACUAGCGGAGGCGGAAUUGGAGUAUGACCUACAGUACAAAAGCACAGAAGUCUAUGUCAAAUUUCCCGUCGUUGACCUUCCUGACGUGUUCACAAAUGUAACUAAGGGCAAACCAGUAUCAGCAAUAAUCUGGACGACCACACCCUGGACCCUGGUGGCCAAUCGGGCAGUUUGUUUCAACCCACAGAUGAAGUACAGCGUAGUUACUAUAAAUACCCACCAAGGGCUGUUUCUUGUGGGUAGUGCUUUGAUUGAAGGCCUGAAGACUGUUCUAGAAGCCGAUAUCAGUAAAGUGGUGGAAUUUGAUGGUCACCUGCUGUCAAAUACGAAGUACUACAACAAACUGUUAAAAGAAACACUACCAUUCUUGGAAGCUGAACACGUAAAAGACGAUAAAGGCACUGGUUUGGUACACACUGCGCCCGCGCACGGCCCCGAAGAUUUUCUAGUGGCGCUGAAGAAUAAUAUGACUGUGGAAUGCAAUGUGGACGAAGAAGGCUGUUAUAGUAAUCUAGAUGAAGAACUCAAUGGUCUUCCAGUGCUUUCUAAAGGCCAAGAAAUAGUAAUAUCUCGACUAGGCGACUCGGUGAUUCGCCGCGGAGUGUACGUACAUUCGUACCCGCUGGACUGGCGUACUAAACAACCGGUCAUACUGAGAGCUAGCCAGCAGUGGUUCAUCGAUACUGAGAAACUGAAGGAAAAAGCUCAGGCAGCCCUAGAAAAAGUUAAGAUCCUACCGCCAUCUAGCGCCGAGCAGUCGCGACAAGGCUUCAGGGCACAAUUAGAGAAGCGGCCGUAUUGGUGCAUAUCCCGGCAGAGGGCGUGGGGGGUGCCCAUACCAGCUCUAUAUUGUGGCGAUGACGUCAUUGUGCACGAGUCUAUCAUAGAGAAGCUAUGUACCCUCAUAGAUGUAGAAGGCCCCGACUCGUGGUGGAGUUGUGAUGUGAGUCAGUUUCUGACUGACCAAGUGCUGCAGCAGUAUCAGCUGACAGGCAGGGAGGUUGUCAAAGGACGAGAUAUAAUGGACAUCUGGUUCGACUCCGGUAUAUCGUGGAGCACCCUGGGCGGGGCGAAGGCCCACCUGUACUCGGAGGGCUACGACCAGCUGACGGGAUGGUUCCAAACCUCGCUGCUCACUUCUAUAGCUUUGACUGGAGACGCGCCUUAUAGAUCAAUAUUCGUGCACGGAUUCGCCGUCGACGAUAAGAAACGCAAGAUGUCCAAAUCUAUAGGCAAUGUCAUCGACCCCACUAUCGUGAUACAAGGCGGCAGGGACAGGAACUCGCAGCCGGCGUAUGGCAUUGACACGCUGAGGUGGUGGGUGGCCAGUCACGCGACUCAGCAUUCCCAAAUAGUCAUAAGCAAGAAACUUCUAGACGAUUGCUUAAAUGAAGUUGUCAGAAUAAGGAAUAUCCUGAAAUACCUGUUAGGAGUCGUUGGAACUAUGGAGAAAGUUCAUUUCGAACGGAAACCACAAUUAAACCACUUUGAUCUUUACAUGGUACAAGAAACUCACGAUUUUGUGAAACAAAUCAAUGAACAUUAUAAUAAUUUCAGAUACAAUCUAGCAGCUCAAUCUGUUAUGUUCUUUAUAAGCAAUAAAGUAUCGAGUUUGUAUUGUCAUUGUGUAAAAGAUAGGCUUUAUUGUUCAGAAAAAUAUUCCAAUGGCAGAGUAUCAGCGCAAUUGGUGUGUCACACAAUUUUCAUCUCUUUAUGUAAAGCUUUAGGUCCUAUUCUACCGCAUUUGGUAGAAGAAGCGUGGCAACACCAUCCUCUUUUCGAAAAACCUUUUUAUUUCUCGAACGAUUUGAAAGUUUUGCCGCCAAAUCCAAUUGACAGUUCAAUCAUGAACGCCAUUUUGGACGUGAAAAAAGAUAUUUGUGUUACAGCCAAGAAUGAGAAUUUGAAGAAAUACAAAGCUAAUAUAAAACUAGAAUUGAAUUUGUAUGAUAAAUUAAAAGAUUUGAAUGCCGAAAUUGAUGUGGAUGAUAGUGUUUUGUGUGAAAUUCUUGAGUUGUCCCAUGUCAAUUUGGAGGUUAUAAAAGGCGGGGGAAAAUGGCAGAUUGAAUUGUCAGAGAGUGAUAAAGAUCAGUGUCUGAGAUGUAGAAAAUAUAAUGCAUUGGAAAACAGCGAUAAAUGUGCUAGAUGUGAAAGGGUUAUUAGCUCAUUGUAAAACGGAAAUGUUAGUCAUAUUUUGUUGAGUUCUAGUCUCAAAAUGUAAAUAGCGUUAAGUAUAUGAAUGGAAAUUAAACAUUGGUAUUAAAUGUU
This is a messenger RNA of Amyelois transitella, 3013 nucleotides long. RefSeq names its product isoleucine--tRNA ligase, mitochondrial (gene IleRS-m). The record is from RefSeq and is a predicted model, not a curated record. Gene Ontology annotation, molecular function: aminoacyl-tRNA deacylase activity; ATP binding; tRNA binding. Gene Ontology annotation, cellular component: cytosol. The transcript is spliced from 13 exons. Gene Ontology annotation, biological process: isoleucyl-tRNA aminoacylation. Lineage: Eukaryota; Metazoa; Arthropoda; Insecta; Lepidoptera; Pyralidae. The coding region runs from base 54 to 2918 and encodes 954 amino acids.